AUUUUUUACUGCAAUAGACCCAAGACGACGUGAACAUCUUUUGUGUGGUUGAAAACUGCAUUUAAAAACAAGUGACUCACUUUAAAGAUCAACAUAAACAUUUGCCAAAACCGUUAACAAGUGUAUUGCAUGUUUAAUGAGCGCUGCAAGGCAACUCUGUGUGCUACCACGAAAAUAUAAUGAGCCAGGCACUCAAUGAAUCGUCGCAUAGUAUAGGCUCAGACGAACAAGAUGACACACGCGAAGAUGCCAGUGGUAGUGGCAGCGGAAGUGGCAGUGGCUCCUCUGGUUCCGACUCUGAUUCGGACAGUUCCUCAGGUAAUUCAAGUGAUGGACGCAGCUCCCCGGAGCCGACAGUUACCAAACCAACGGUGGCUAGUCUUCCACCAACAGCAUUGGCCGCUCAAGCGGAUAAUAAAACAACAACAAAUGGCUUUACGGAUGGUCAUGAGGACGAGAGUUCCAGCGGCGAUUCCAGUACCAGUGACUCCGACUCUGAGGCAGAGGUUGGAGGCGAACCUGUCAGAACAAAUAACAACAAUAGUAAAUUACACACGAGCAAUAGCAGCAGCUCCUCCGGCACCUCGGCUGCAACACUGCCUAAAGCAGCCGAUGAGGAUGAGGAUGAUGAUGACGAUGAGGAAGAUGAGGAUGAUGAUGAGCAGCAGCAUUUGCCGCAACAAGCACAAUUACAGGCACAGGCAGCCUCGGGCAGCGAAGCAAGUGCCGAUGAAGAUGCCAGUGAAAGUUCUGCCAAUGCAUCGCCCUCGUCCUCCAGCAGUAGUAGCAGCAGCGAGGAUGAAGAGGAUGAUUACAGACCUAAGCGAUCCACGCGACAACCGCGCAAAGCGCCGCCAGCUUCGGCUGAUAAGUCAAAACGCCCUCAGCCUGUUAAAAAGAAGAAGAAGCAAAACUGGGACUCUGAUGAGAGUGAUGAAAGCGAUGACGCUGACAGCGAUGAGGCGCCGUUUGCCGGACAAAAGCGGAAGUGCAAUGCCCGCUCUGGCGGCUCCAAACAGUCACAACAGCAGCAGCGCCGGCGCGUAAAGUCAUUCAGCUCAGAGGAUAGUGACGAUGAUGAUCCCAGCAAACGCAGUUGUGCCACGCGUCGCACCGCCGCCGCAGUUAGUUACAAAGAGGCUUCUGAGGAUGAAGCCACAGACUCUGAGGAUCUACUGGAGCUCGAGUAUGAUGAGACGCAAGUGGCGGCAAAUGCAGCUGCCGCUGAGGAGGAGGAGAAAUGCGAGACUAUCGAACGCAUUUUAGCGCAGCGCGUUGGCAAAAAAGCCUGCACUGGAAAUCAGACAACUAUAUACGCCAUUGAGGAAAACGGUUGCGACCCAAAUGAAGGCAUUGAUGACUCAUCAGAAUCUGAGGUACAAUACCUCAUUAAAUGGAAGGGUUGGAGCUACAUACACAAUACCUGGGAGUCGGAGAUUACGCUGCGUGAAAUGAAGGCAAAAGGUAUGAAAAAACUGGAUAAUUUCAUUAAGAAAGAAGAGGAAACGGCUUGCUGGCGUCGAUAUGCUGGACCCGAGGAUAUCGAUUACUUUGAGUGUCAGUUGGAGUUGCAGCACGAUUUGUUGAAAUCGUACAACAAUGUGGAUCGCAUCAUUGCACGCGGCACCAAACCCGACGAUGGCAGCGAAGAGUAUCUAUGCAAAUGGCAAUCAUUACCAUAUGCGGAGUCCACAUGGGAGGACGCAACACUUGUGCUACGCAAAUGGCUACGCUGUGUGGAGCAGUUUACCGACAGAGAAAGUUCCAAGUGUACGCCAUCGCGGCACUGCCGUGUGAUUAAGUAUCGCCCGAAGUUCUCACGUAUCAAGGGGCAACCGGAGUUUCUGGUGGAAGGUUUAACAUUGCGGGACUAUCAAAUGGAUGGUCUCAACUGGCUGUUGCACUCGUGGUGCAAGGAAAAUUCGGUGAUUCUGGCCGAUGAAAUGGGUCUUGGAAAGACCAUACAAACAAUAUGUUUUCUUUAUGCACUCUUUAAGCUGCAUCAUCUAUAUGGUCCUUUUCUGUGCGUGGUUCCGCUUAGUACAAUGACCGCCUGGCAGCGGGAAUUCGAUCUGUGGGCACCCGACAUGAAUGUCGUUACGUAUCUAGGCGAUGUGAAGUCCCGUGAGCUAAUACAGCAGUAUGAGUGGCAGUUCGAGGGCUCAAAAAGACUGAAAUUCAAUUGCAUACUGACUACCUACGAGAUAGUCUUGAAGGAUAAACAAUUUCUGGGUACGCUACAGUGGGCAGCUUUGCUCGUGGAUGAAGCGCAUCGCCUAAAAAACGAUGAUUCGCUACUCUAUAAGUCACUCAAGGAGUUCGAUACUAAUCAUCGUCUGCUGAUUACGGGAACACCACUGCAAAACUCACUAAAGGAAUUGUGGGCUCUACUGCACUUCAUAAUGCCCGAAAAAUUCGAUACUUGGGAAAACUUUGAGGUGCAACAUGGCAAUGCCGAGGACAAGGGGUAUACUCGUCUGCAUCAGCAGUUAGAGCCAUAUAUUCUGAGGCGCGUAAAGAAAGAUGUGGAGAAAUCGUUACCUGCCAAAGUUGAGCAAAUUUUACGUGUUGAGAUGACAUCAUUGCAGAAACAGUAUUAUAAGUGGAUACUCACCAAAAAUUUCGAUGCCCUGCGCAAGGGAAAACGCGGAUCCACCUCCACUUUUCUAAAUAUUGUAAUUGAGCUGAAGAAGUGCUGCAAUCAUGCUGCCCUUAUACGACCCUCAGAGUUUGAGUUGCUCGGUCUGCAGCAGGAUGAAGCGCUACAGAUGCUGCUCAAGGGCUCUGGCAAGCUGGUGCUGUUGGAUAAACUGUUGUGUCGCCUUAAGGAGACUGGCCAUCGAGUGCUUAUUUUCUCACAGAUGGUGCGUAUGCUUGACGUACUAGCUGAUUAUCUGCAGAAACGCCACUUUUCAUUUCAACGCUUGGAUGGCAGUAUUAAAGGGGAGAUGAGACGCCAGGCAUUGGAUCACUUUAACGCCGAGGGUAGUCAGGAUUUUUGCUUUCUGCUAUCGACACGUGCAGGUGGUUUAGGUAUUAAUUUGGCCACUGCAGAUACAGUCAUUAUAUUCGAUUCGGAUUGGAAUCCACAGAAUGACUUGCAGGCGCAGGCGCGUGCCCAUCGCAUUGGCCAAAAGAAUCAAGUAAACAUAUAUCGUCUUGUAACUGCCCGAUCGGUUGAGGAACAAAUUGUCGAGCGAGCCAAACAAAAAAUGGUCCUUGAUCAUUUAGUAAUACAACGUAUGGAUACCACGGGUAGAACAGUUCUUGAUAAGAGCGGCAAUGGUCAUUCGUCAAACUCAAAUCCGUUUAACAAAGAUGACUUGUCAGCCAUUCUCAAAUUCGGAGCCGAGGAACUUUUCAAAGACGAGCAGGAGCAUGAGGAAGAGCUUGUUUGCGAUAUUGAUGAAAUUCUGCGCCGUGCUGAGACUCGCAACGAAGAUCCUGAAAUGCCUGGUGAUGAUUUACUUUCUGCGUUCAAGGUGGCCAGUAUCGCUGCUUUUCAAGAGGAUGAGCCAAGCGAAUCGACGAGUAAAGAUCAACAGGCUAAUGACGAGGAGGACGACAGCAAAGACUGGGACGAUAUAAUACCUGAAGGCUUUCGAAAGGUUAUUGAGGAUCAGGAACGCGCCAAAGAAAUGGAGGACUUGUACCUGCCGCCGCGUCGCAAAACGACUGCGGCUAAUAAAAACGAUGCUGGAAAACGAGGUCUGGCUAAGGGUGCCGCACGCUCCAAGGGUGAUGAUUCUGCCGAUUCAGACUAUGAGCUAGGUUCAGAUGCCAGUGGCGGUGGCGGCGAAGAUGGCAGCAGACAACGGAAGCGUGGUCGUCCAGCAAUGAAGGAGAAAAUUGUUGGUUUUAGUGAUGCCGAGCUGCGUCGCUUCAUUCGCAGUUACAAGAAGUUUCCUGCGCCGUUGAUGCGUCUGGAGGCAAUUGCCUGUGAUGCAGAACUGCAAGAGAAGCCACUGGCUGAACUGAAGCGUAUUGGUGAGAUGCUGCACGAUCGUUGCGUACAGUUCCUUAACGAACACAAGGAGGAAGAAACCAAGACUGUAAAGGAAGAAGAGCUGCAGCAGCAAGGCAACAAGCAGCGACGACCACGCGCGACCUACUCGAUCAAACUGGGAGGCGUUUCAUUCAAUGCCAAAACCCUGCUUUCUUGCGAGGAGGAGUUGCAGCCACUUAAUGAGCUAAUGCCCAGUUCAGCGCAGGAACGACAACAAUGGGUAUUUAAUAUAAAAACCCGUUCACCCAAUUUCGAUGUAGACUGGGGCACUGAAGAGGAUACCGCUUUGCUGCGUGGAAUUUAUCAAUAUGGAAUUGGUUCCUGGGAACAGAUGAAACUGGAUCCAACGCUUAAGCUCAGUGAAAAAAUACUGCUCAAUGACACACGUAAGCCGCAAACCAAGCACUUGCAAUCCAGAGCAGAAUACCUGCUGAAGAUCAUCAAAAAGAAUGUGGAACUGACUAAAGGUGACCAAAGACGUCAACGUCGUCCGCGUAAAAUGAAAACAAGCGUUAGCUUGAACACGACAGCGGUCAGCACGCCAGAGCGUAAAGAUGGCACCAUUGACGAUGGCAGUUCCACGUUACCUGGCGAAAACAGUUCCAGAACCGCAGCAGAUGGUGCCAGCCUCGUUGCCUCCCCAGUCGCAUCUUCUGCAACGGCGGAACAUACCAGUGGGCAAAAGAAGAAAAAAUCAAAGACGCGGAGCAAGAAAACGAGCGCUUCGGACAAUAAUGGCAACAAACCAAUGCACUUUACAGCCAAUAAUGAGCCACGAGCCUUGGAAGUUCUGGGCGAUUUAGAUCCAAGUAUCUUCAAUGAAUGCAAGGAAAAAAUGCGACCGGUUAAAAAAGCUUUGAAGGCUUUAGAUCAGCCCGAUCUCAGCCUGUCGCAACAGGAUCAGUUGCAGCAGACACGCGACUGUCUAUUGCAAAUUGGACGUCAAAUUGACGUAUGCUUGCAACCUUAUGGGGAAUCGGAGAAGAAGGAAUGGCGUAGCAAUUUGUGGUAUUUUGUGUCCAAAUUCACAGAGCUGGAUGCAAAGCGUCUAUUUAAGAUUUACAAGCAUGCACUAAAACAACAGACGCAGCCGGAAACUCCAAAGGAUACAACAAAUUCAAUAAGCCCUGAAAGUGGACGUUCUAGACGUUCACGGGCAGAAAACGGUACCACUGUUGAUAAGGAGAAGGAACGAGACAAGAGCGGUAAAAAAAAGAAAAAGGACAAAGAUAAAGAGCGCGAGUCACGCUACUCUGGUGCUGGCUGUGACGAUAAAUCAAAUCGUCGCUUCACCAACGAGUCGCCAAUGAAAAGGAAGCGCGAUGAGAACGAUGCUGAAGCCAGCAGCUUGGGCAUGACCAACACUGGCAUCAGCGACAACCUCAAAUCUAUGUCUUUUAAGCGGCUUAACAUGGAUGCAGCUACAUCGUCGCGGCACGGUAGUCACGAAGAUCAGCGCAAAAAACAUCAUAGAGGCGACGAUUACUAUGUUAGCGCAGGUGGUGGAGCUCCUAGUGGAUAUGAAGGAAAUAGUGCUCGACGUGGAGGACCUAAUUCGCCAUCGGGUAUAGGCAGCAGUCGGCGUUUUGAUCAACAACCAGUGCCAACAGGUUAUUCUUCCGAAAUGGAUCGUUGGCAUACUCGUGAUCGCUACAACUUUGAUUACAAAAGGGAGCGAUAUGAUACAUUGUACCAGCGCAGUGGAGGAGGUGGUAGUGCUGCCGGUAGUGGUUAUCAUCGUGAUCAUCGCGAACGCGAUCGUGAGCGACGGCCUGACAAGCGUAGAUACCCUUCCGCCCUACCGCCACAUGCAUACUCAAGCCAUUACCUGCCGCCCAAUUAUUAUUUGCCGAACAAUAUGGUGCCUGGACUGCCGCCGCCGCCUCAAGGAUAUCGUGGAGAACCGCGUCCAUAUCCUGUGAUGCCUCGUGACUAUCCUCCUGAUUAUAGACGCAGCGAAUAUGAACGUCGCACGCAGACGUGAGGAGCAUCUGUUGCCAGAAAUUGUAUAUACAGACAUAUAGGUUAGUUUUAAGUUUGGCUGUGGUGUCUUGUGUCAGACGCUACUAAUCUUUCCGUAACGAUCUUGGCACAAUGCAUGAGCAACAUUUACACACACUCAUACACACAAGAUACAAUAAAUAACACGACACAGAACAACAAACAUAUACAGUUUAGGUAUAAUAAUACAUAUAUAGCUAAACAUAUGUGCAAGUAAUAUAUAGCAGCUAUUUAUAAAUUGAACUGUAAAUUUAAAUUAUAUAUAAACCGUAUAUUUUGUUCAUGGGGGCGUUUCAGGCGCUCAACCAAAAGAGAUCGAAACAACACAAAUUACGUAAAGUAGGUAAUUUUACAAUUUCCCUUGUAUAAACCGUAGUUUUAGGUUUUGUUCAUGCCAAUUUUUAUACUGUACAGAAAAUUACCGGCGAAUGCCAAUUUAAUAAGUCUUUUGAAAGCUUUUAAAAUAACAACAAAUUCUCACUAAAUUAAUAAACGCAAACAAUGAAUGAUUCGAUUAUGUUUAAAUAUUAAACAAAGAAAAAAUAAAUAUAAAUUAAAUGAAAGAAAAUAUAAGAAUUCGUUUCUAUGUCUGUGCUUGAGCACUUUUAUAUACCAUAUAUAGAGUUACAGCCCUGGGAGACGAGUAUGUAAAUUAGCUAAUAUUAAUAUGUAGAAAUAAGUAUAUAUAACAUAUGUUGUAGUAUCUGAAGUCUAUAAAUAUGUAUGUAUA
Drosophila albomicans is the source of this 6737-nucleotide messenger RNA. It is a transcript of the gene Chd1, whose product is annotated as chromodomain-helicase-DNA-binding protein 1. Gene Ontology annotation, biological process: nucleosome organization; regulation of transcription by RNA polymerase II. The coding region runs from base 180 to 5990 and encodes 1936 amino acids. Gene Ontology annotation, molecular function: chromatin binding; ATP-dependent chromatin remodeler activity; ATP binding. Lineage: Eukaryota; Metazoa; Arthropoda; Insecta; Diptera; Drosophilidae. The transcript has 7 exons. The record is from RefSeq and is a predicted model, not a curated record. Gene Ontology annotation, cellular component: chromatin; nucleus.